AUGGGAUUUCAAAACAAUUUCAACCCAAAUUGGAGGAAUAACCAAAACAACCCUUAUCCACUAAAGCAAAAUCCACCAAAUCUUUUGAUGAGACCCCAACAUCCACAACACCAAUCCCAAAAACCUCCAUAUCCACAAAAUUCUUAUAACCCUCCAAAUUACCAACAACCUCCACAACAAGGCGAAUCAAGUGGUACCCAUCAAAUGAGCCUUCAAGAAUUUGUCACUUCUCUUGCUCAAAGCCAAACCCAAUUUCAACAAGAAACCAAGAAUAGUUUCUCCAACAUUCAAGCACAAAUUGGAGACUUGGCAACCGCUCUCAACAAGAUAGAACAAAUGGGUAAACUUCCAUCACAAACCGAGAAGAACCCCAAUGUGAGUGCCAUCACCUUGCAAAGUGGAAUAACACUUGGAGAAAGUCAACCUAAAAGAAUUUCAAGAGAAGACGAAGAUGAAGUGAUCAUUGUGGAAUCUCCAAAAGUUGUAGUUCCUCCAAAGGAACCGUUUGUGCCAAAUGUUGAUCAACCCGAUCCUUCCAACAAACCCAUCAAACCAUUGGUCAUACCACCACUUUUUCCAUCCCGGUUGGCUUCCUCAAAGAAACAAGAAGAAGAGAAAGAGUUUCUUGAGACUUUCCGCAAGGUUCAACUCAACAUUUCACUAUUGGAUGCCAUUAAGCAAAUCCCACGUUACGCCAAAUUUCUUAAGUAUUUGUGCACCAACAAGAGAAAAUUCAAGACAAAUGAGAAGAUUCAAGUCAAUGCAAAUGUAUCUGCGGUCAUCUAA
Messenger RNA from Lactuca sativa (garden lettuce), 786 nucleotides. The record is from RefSeq and is a predicted model, not a curated record. Lineage: Eukaryota; Viridiplantae; Streptophyta; Magnoliopsida; Asterales; Asteraceae.